UCGGGGUCGUGCAGCACCCAGCAACAACCAGUUGCCCGCACGAUCCAACUGUGUAAGGACGCGGUAGCGAUUGGCUUCAACUUCUCACGACAUUUGUACGACAGUACAGUAGCUGUGACUCACAACCAUGGCAGACGACAGCAUAGCGGGCAAGUGGAAGCUGGAUCGCAGCGAGAACUUUGAGGAGUUCCUCGAAGAAAUGGGUGCUCCUUGGAUAGCCCGUAAGGCAGCAGCCAAGUCCAGCCCUACCCAGGAGGUUAUUAUAAACGGGGACAAUCUUGAGAUCAAGCUCAGCUCCAUCAUGUCGACCAACAUCAUGAAGUUCACCAUCGGCACUGAGUUUGAAUCCGAGUGGGGCGGAAAGAAAAACAAGGCCGUGGCGAGUUGGGAGGACGGCAAACUUGUGAUGAAAGAGACGGGAGAGAAUGGAGAAACUGUCACUACCCGCCAUGUGGAGGGAGGUGAACUGAUGAUGAUAAUCACUACACCCAAGGGACUCGUCUGCAAACGAAUUUUCAAGAAGUGUGACUGAGGGACCACAUACACAUACAUGUACAUGCCUUCAGGACAGCAGGGCAACAUGUACAACCUGGUCAAGAGAAGACAAAACAGACAAAAUUAACUUAGGAUGUUAGAUGAAUUAUGAAUAAUACCAUAAUUUAACACUUAUGUUCCCAAUGAAUAUAUAGUUAUAUUGUAGUACCUACUUUCAUGACAGCAUAUCAAUAUGCUGGUCAAGAAAAGAUGAAAACAAGCAAAACAUCCAAAAUUAACAAAGUUGUUAUUAGAGAUAUACAGGACUAUUUACAAAUUUUUCUCAUUUUACCAAUUUGUAUACUUGAAUAGUUAUACUAUUGGUAUGUAAAGCAACAACAUGACAUUGUUAUGAACUGUUUAAAAAGUUUACUAAUAGUAUAAUUAUAGAAGAAAUCGAGACCAAAAUGGGAUUAAACAACACAACAUUCAUGAGUACAUGUAGCUUCUCUAAGCUUAAAUGUAACAAGUGUACCAUCAAGUAUUAUCAAGUGUAUGGAAUAUCUCAUAUAAUAACAAUGUAAUAGUUUUGUUUAUUUGAAAGAAAAAAAAAUUAGAGGAUUUUAAAAUAAAAAUGACCAAUGCAACAUAUACCGUACUCAAUAGUUAUCAUCAUGAUGGUAAAAUCAUAAUAUCAAAUUGAAUGUAAAUGACACUCAGAACAUGGUGUCUAGGGCACAUGACAAUUAAAAGUAUAGGCAAGACCUCAAA
Messenger RNA from Branchiostoma belcheri (Belcher's lancelet), 1245 nucleotides. Its product is annotated as fatty acid-binding protein homolog 9-like. Lineage: Eukaryota; Metazoa; Chordata; Leptocardii; Amphioxiformes; Branchiostomatidae. The transcript is spliced from 4 exons. The record is from RefSeq and is a predicted model, not a curated record. The coding region runs from base 128 to 532 and encodes 134 amino acids. Gene Ontology annotation, biological process: fatty acid transport. Gene Ontology annotation, molecular function: fatty acid binding. Gene Ontology annotation, cellular component: nucleus; cytosol.